UCUUAUAAUUGAUUAUUUACCUUCUGGAAACCUCUCUUUCCUCCUGUCAUAAGUGAGAGAAAAUGGACUAAACAGCCUCCUCUGUUUCCAGUAUCCUGUGGUUCUGUGGGAAAAACUAUGUAAAUGUGCCCCCCCCACCCCCCACACACAGCUUAGGUAAAAACAGUGCCCAAGUUUGGGAAUAUUUGCAGAUACUGUCCUGAUGGUAAUUCUGUCAAUUUCUGGUUUCCAGCUAGCUGUUUAACUUCUGACGGUGAUUCAUGGAUAUUGAUGGUGAAUGGAUGUUUGUUGAAUGAGUGAAUUCUCAUGCCUGAAACAAAACGUUAGCUGUGUGACUUCCAAUGCAUUGCACUAACCCAGCUCUGAUUUUCUUGAUAGAUGAGCUCUCUCCGGAACAGCACAACCUUUCUUUAUACUCCGUGGAGCUCGUGCUGAAGAAAAGCACUGGACACAGCGCUGCACAAGUGGCCUUAACAGAAACUGCUCCCGGGUCCCAGUACAGCAGUCCUCUCCAUGUCACAGCCCCGCCAUCUGCCGCUACUUUUGAUACAGCCUUUUUUAGCCAAGGAAAACAGACUGAAAGUACAGCAGAUCACAGCAUCUUUGUGGCAGCUUACGUGUCAGUGACGAGUAAUGAGGUGGCUGUUGAUGACGAUGAGAUGGAUAACUUUCUGCCGGAUACUCACUGGACCACUCCACGGAUGGUUUCUCCAAUACAGUAUAUCACAGUCAGCCCACCGGGGCUGCCCGGGGAAGCGUUAGAACCUGUGCUCACUCCAUCAUUACCCAUGGUUUCUUUACAAGAUGAAGAAGUGACAUCGGGCUGGCAGAACACAACACAACAACCAGCGGCAUAUGCUGAGUCCGCCAGUCUUUUCCACACCUUUCGGUCAGCUUUUCGCACCUCUGAGGGCAUCGUUCCAACUCCUGGCAGGAAUUUGGUGCUUUAUCCUACUGACGCUUACAGUCAUUUAUCAAGCAGGACUCUGCCAGAGAUUGUGGCUUCCCUAACAGAGGGUGUGCAAACCACCGUUUUUUUUAGCUCCUGGUCUUUAAUGCCGCAGCCGUUAGGUGAUGGCAUUACUAUACCUUUUCCCUCCUUGGGGGAGGUCUCACAACCUCCAGAGGAGGUUUGGGCCACAAGUGCAGACAGAUACCCUGAUGUGACCACCAUGUUGAGUCAAAGCCUAGAAGAAACCAUCUCUCCAAGAACAUACCCUACUGUGACUGCAUCGCACGCAGCCCUUGAAUUCAGCAGGGCACAUUCUGCAUUGCUUUCAACUCCUGUUGCGUUUGCGUCCUUCUCUGCUCCACCAACUGAUGUUUCAUCUAACCCCUUUCUCCCUAGCGACUCCAGCAAGACAUCAGAAUGGCUUAGCAAUUCGGCCCUCCCCGGUCCUGUGGACAACACUCAUAUCCUGAGCCCGGUGUCCUCAUUCAGACCAUACACUUGGUGCGCGGCCUGCACUGUGCCUUCACCUCAGCAAGUUCUGGCCACGAGCCUCAUGGAGAAAGACGUGGGAUCAGGGGAUGGUGCCGAGACUCUGUCCAUGACCGUGCUGGAAGAAAGCAGCGUCUCUCUAAUGAGUAGCGUCGUAGCAGACUUCUCUGAAUUUGAGGAAGAUCCUCAAGUAUUUAAUACGCUUUUCCCCUCCAGACCUAUGGUCCCACUUUCUUCUAGAUUCAUGGAAAUCUCAGAGACGAGUGUUGGCAUUUCUGCCGAGGUGGAUAUGAGUAGCGUUACAGCCACACAGGUUCCCCCUGCCCGCGGCCGCCUCUCUGUGCCAGCAUCACUUGAUCCUACUGCUGGCUCCUCGUCUGUUGCUGAAACCCAAGUGAUGCCAUCCCGUGUGACCACUGCAUUUUUCUCCGUCAUCACCAGCAUUCUCCUUGACUCAUCUUUCUCUGUCAUAGCAAACAGAAACACACCGUCGCCUGCCGUCAGAGACCCGAGUGUUUUUAUGCCUUCCAGUCUGCUUCCUUCAGUGGAGUCUUCACGUUUCUCUGACCAAGAACCUUCCAGUUUUUCUGAGCAUCAACCUGGAGGUGCUUUGGAUUUUGCAUCCAGCUUUUUCUCAACACCCCCGCUGGAACUCAGCGGCUCCGUCCCUUCGCCUUCGGAAGCGCCUGCGUCUCUGUCUCCGAUGCCGAGUGACUUGUCUCCCUUCACGUCUCAGUCUUUUUCUACCUUGGUUGAGACAUUUACGUUGUUCAGCUCUAGUGGUCUGCAGUCGUCUCAGCUGUCUCUUCCCAGUUCCUCAAAUCUUGAGUUUUCGCAGCUCCAGCCAAGCUCCGAGCUGCCUUUAAACACCGUCACUUUCCUACCUAGCCGUUCUGGGGCGUCACCGUGGUCAAGCUUGCCUUCUGAUUCUCUCGAGUUUGUUGAAGCGUCUGUGGUUUCACUGAGGGAUUCAGAAGCUCAUUUUACCUCAGCUUUCACUGAAACUACCUCCUAUCUUGAGUCUUCACUCGUUUCCCGCGAAUCCGCAGUCACCGCACUGGUGCCCCCCAGCUCCGAGUCUUUGGACAUUUUGACGGCUGGGAUUCAAGCAACAUCACCAUUGACCACUGUGCACACAGCGCCCAUUUUAACUGAGUCUUCUUUGUUCUCAACUCUGACACCUCCUGACGACCAAAUCAGUGAUCUAGACGGUCAUGUGUCUGUCCUGGCCUCUUUCUCCAAAGCCAUUCCCACUGGUACAGUGUUGAUCACUGACACGUACCUGCCAUCAGGAUCCUCAUUUGUUUCUGAAGCAACCCCCUUCCCUCUGCCCACAGAGCUGACCGUCGUGGGCCCAUCACUCACACCCACAGAGGUGCCACUGAACACCUCCACGGAAGUGAGCACAGCCAGCUCCGGUGCUGCCACUGGUGGUCCCCUCGACUCCGCCGUGAUGAGCGACACCGCAAGUCAGAGCCCCCCAGAGGGCAGCGCUGCUCCUCCCCUGCCGUCCCUGCAUCCCGUGACCGCCUUCACUCUCGAAGCAACAGUCGACACGCCAACACUGGCCACCUCCAAGCCGCCAUAUGUUUGUGAUAUCACAGUCCCCGAUGCCUAUCUGAUCACAACUGUGCUGGCCAGAAGAGCUGUGCAGGAGUACAUCAUUACAGCAAUCAAAGAAGUACUGAGGAUUCACUUCAACCGUGCAGUGGAACUGAAGGUUUACGAACUAUUUACUGACUUCACUUUUCUGGUAACAUCCGGUCCUUUUGUUUACACGGCAAUAUCAGUCAUAAAUGUGCUUAUAAACAGUAAGCUUGUGCGUGACCAGACUCCUUUAAUCCUGUCUGUGAAACCUUCUUUCCUUGUGCCAGAGUCCAGGUUCCAAGUUCAAACAGUACUUCAGUUUGUGCCUCCGAGUGUGGAUACUGGCUUCUGCAACUUCACCCAGCGCAUCGAGAAAGGCCUAAUGACAGCUCUCUUUGAAGUGAGGAAACACCACCAGGGAACAUAUAACCUCACUGUGCAGAUCUUGAAUAUCACCGUCAGUUCCUCCAGGGUGACUCCUCGGCGGGGCCCGGUGAAUAUCAUCUUUGCGGUUAAAAGCACACAGGGAUUUUUGAAUGGAUCAGAAGUGAGCGAGCUGCUCAGGAACUUGAGUGUGGUGGAGUUCAGUUUCUAUCUGGGAUACCCAGUACUGCAGAUCGCAGAGCCCUUCCAGUAUCCACAGCUCAACUUAUCUCAGUUGCUGAAGUCCUCCUGGGUCCGAACAGUUCUCUUGGGCGUCGUGGAGAAGCAACUCCAGAAUGAAGUGUUUCAAGCCGAGAUGGAACGCAAGCUGGCCCAGCUGCUCAGCGAGGUUUCCACCAGAAGGCGGAUGUGGAGAAGGGCCACUGUAGCUGCAGGGAACAGCGUGGUGCAGGUGGUAAAUGUGUCGAGGCUGGAGGGAGAUGACAAUCCUGUACAGCUCAUCUACUUUGUGGAGGAUCAAGAUGGAGAAAGACUCAGUGCAGUCAAGUCUUCGGACUUGAUUAACAAGAUGGACCUCCAGAGAGCAGCCAUUAUCUUGGGUUACCGAAUUCAAGGUGCCAUAGCCCAGCCUGUGGACAGGGUGAAGAGGCCGUCUCCGGAAUCCCAGAGCAACAACUUGUGGGUCAUUGUUGGUGUGGUCAUCCCGGUGCUGGUGGUGAUGGUGAUUGUUGUCAUCCUCUACUGGAAACUCUGCCGCACGGACAAGCUGGACUUUCAGCCUGACACUGUGGCCAACAUUCAGCAGCGUCAGAAGCUGCAGAUCCCAAGUGUGAAGGGCUUCGAUUUUGCUAAGCAGCAUCUGGGUCAGCACAAUAAAGACGACAUCUUGAUUAUUCAUGAGCCAGCGCCACUGCCAGGACCUCUGAAGGACCACACCACGCCCUCGGAAAAUGGGGAUGUGCCAAGCCCCAAGUCAAAGAUGCCUUCCAAGAACGUCCGUCACAGAGGAAGGUUAUUAUUGGGCUUUCUGUAUUAUUCUUUGUGGCAGAGCAUGCUUCUGUUAUCAGGCUGUGAGUUUCUGAUGCCACAGGGGCUAAUGGUGAGUGCGGCCCUGCAUGUGUCUGCAGCCCGGGAGACCGAUGACUUGCCCAAAGUCACACAUGAGCCCAAUAGUGUUUCCGAGCCACUCUCACGGGCUGUCAGAGAAGGCUUCUAUGAACAGUUCAGUGAGGAUGAAGCAAGGGCCGUGACUACAGUGGGAGGGGGGCCACCACUGCCCAGUUCGGGAAACGAGCAGCACUCAUCAGCCUCCAUCUUCGAGCACGUGGACAGGAUCUCCCGCCCCCCGGAGGCUAGCCGGCGGGUCCCCAGUAAGAUCCAGCUCAUUGCCAUGCAGCCGAUCCCGGCACCUCCCGUCCAGCGCCCCUCUCCAGCCGACCGAGUGGCAGAAACCAAUAAAAUCAACAAAGAGAUUCAGACUGCGCUGCGGCACAAGUCUGAGAUCGAGCACCAUCGCAACAAGAUCCGCCUGCGUGCCAAGCGCCGCGGGCACUACGAGUUCCCGGUGGUGGACGACCUGUCCUCGGGUGACACCAAGGAGCGACACCGGGUGUACCGCAGGGCGCAGAUGCAGAUCGACAAGAUCCUGGACCCCACGGCCAGUGUGCCCUCCGUGUUCAUAGAGCCCAGGAAGAGCUCACGGAUAAAACGUUCUCCCAAGCCUCGCCGGAAACACCAGGUCAAUGGCUGUCCUGCCGACGCUGAGAAGGACCGGCUCAUCACCACAGACAGCGACGGCACCUACAGGAGGCCCCCCGGCGUCCACAACUCGGCCUACAUCGGAUGCCCAUCGGAUCCUGACCUCCCAGCCGAUGUGCAGACACCAUCCUCGGUGGAACUGGGGAGAUAUCCAGCCCUUCCUUUCCCGGCCUCCCAGUACAUCCCACCCCAGCCGUCCAUCGAGGAGGCACGCCAGACCAUGCACUCCCUCCUGGACGACGCCUUUGCCCUCGUGGCCCCCAGCAGCCAGCCUGCCAGCGCCGCAGGCGUGGGCCCCGGAGUCCCACCUGGCCUGCCCGCAAACAGCACCCCUUCCCGGGAAGAGAGGCGAACCACGCAGUGGGGGUCCUUCUACAGCCCAGCCCAGACGGCCAACAACCCCUGCAGUAGAUAUGAAGAUUAUGGAAUGACUCCCCCAACAGGUCCAUUGCCAAGACCAGGUUUUGGCCCCGGUUUGCUGCAGUCUUCAGAGCUGGUGCCCCCUGACCCCCAGCAGCCACAGGCGUCCGCUGAAGCCCCAUUUGCUGCCAGAGGGAUCUACUCGGAGGAGAUGCCGUCGGUGGCCCGGCCUCGGCCUGUCGGGGGUACCACAGGCUCCCAGAUCCAGCACCUGACACAGGUGGGGCUUGCCAGCAGAAUCGGAGCUCAGCCAGUGGAAAUCCCCCCAAGCAGAGGCAGCCAGUACGGGGGGCCAGGCUGGCCUUCAUACGGGGAGGACGAAGCAGGGCGAAGAGAGGCCACACACAUGCUCGGACAUCAAGAGUAUUCUUCUUCACCGCUAUUUCAGGUGCCAAGGACUUCAAGCAGGGAGCCCUCAGCUCCUCCCGGGAACCUCCCCCACCGGGGGCUGCAGGGCCCUGGGCUGGGUUACCCCACCAGCUCCACGGAAGACCUCCAGCCCGGCCACUCCUCAGCCUCUCUCAUCAAAGCGAUCCGCGAGGAGCUCCUCCGGCUCUCCCAGAAACAGAGCACCGUGCAGAACUUCCAUAGCUGAUCGGCCUCGCCUCGCAGAUUUGCCAAGUAUCCGCUUCCCGUGGAAGCAAGACCAAAAGGAAAUCAACUGAGUGGGUGUUUGGAAGAGGAAGGAGCAACUCCUGGGCAGCCUGCCUAAGGGAGGGAGCAAGUUGCAAUUUAGAAGAUGCCAUAUGUCACAUGACAGCUCACGAGCCUUUCACUGGGCUGGCAGUUGACCACUUGGGUUCGGUUGAAAUGUACGUAUUUUGGCCAAAAGCCAGCAGCACUUCACAAAAACAAAACACAAACCUAAGCUAACAAAACGACUGCAUUCGUCUCUUUUUUAAAGGCAGAGAUUGAACUUAUAGACAGCAUAGGGAUGAAAGGAACCAAGCGUUCCUGUGGCAUUGAGACUGGUACGUGUACGAUGAACCUGCUGCUUUGUUUUCUGAAAAGAGGUUUGAAGACAUUUUAUUAACAGCUUGAUUUUUCUCUUUUACUCCAUAGGAACUUAUUUUAAUAGUAACAUUAACAACGAGAAUACUAAGACUGUUUGGGAAUUUUAAAAAGCUACUAGUGAGAAACCAAAUGAUAGGUUGUAGAGCCUGAUGACUCCAAACGAAGCCAUCACCCACAUUCUUCCUCCUUAUUCUGGUGCUAAGCUCCAAGGACCCUUCACCUUCAUGUCUGAAACGCAACUUUGGCUUUUUCAGUGGAAGAAUAUGUUGAAGGUUUCAUUUUGUUCUAGAAAAAAAAAAAAAAUCCCUCCCAAAGCGGGGCAAAAAGCUUUAUAUUUAUUUGGUUAUCCAAAAUACAGAUCAAAGUUGAGAUCUACGUUCUUCAUUGUAUUUGCUGUUUCUUAAUUGGGCAUAUACAACUCCUGGUCACGUCCCAGGUCAGCACCCAUCGCUCAGGCCAAUCCUGUAGAAUGAGGCUUUCAAGCGGUCCUCACUGAUCCUUUCUUCCACUUUGCUGUUGAUUUGUUCACAGAUUAUGUUUGAAUGAGAAAUCUUCCGUAAGCAAAAGUUAUUUAAGAAUUCCCAGCACCACCACAUUGUUACACAUACAUCCCUACCAGUCACAUUCCCUGUGUUCAGAGCCUGGAAAUGAAAUUGAGUUCAGUUCAGCCUCUGUGUAAUGAAUCAAGAAAUGUAAAAGAGCUUUGAGACCACAAGGGAAA
Messenger RNA from Mandrillus leucophaeus (drill), 7325 nucleotides. RefSeq names its product KIAA1549 ortholog. The transcript has 20 exons. The record is from RefSeq and is a predicted model, not a curated record. Bases 342 to 6185 code for a protein of 1947 amino acids. NCBI's taxonomy places the organism in Eukaryota, Metazoa, Chordata, Mammalia, Primates, Cercopithecidae.